AUGAAGCCAUUUAUGCUGGGAGUCGUUUUCCUGCUGGCUGCCAUAGAAAGUGCCACGGCCAUCGACUGCUACGUAUGCAAUACGACCGAUUCGACGACUCCGUUCCAGUGCAGCGAAUGGUUCGAAAGGUUCGAUCGACCCGACCUAAAGCCAGUCGAUUGUUCCAACGUGUACGGGGCAAAGUACUGCAUCAAGCAUAUUGGCCGCUUCGAAGACGGUAUCGGUGCUAAGCGUUACUGCUCGUCGCGUGAUUUAGGUAACUACUGCAACUACGUGCGGAAUCCGGGGGAUCAGAUCGAGUACCGAUCGUGCAUUUUCACCUGCGACACGGACGGAUGUAAUGCUGCCCCGCGUGUCCAAUCUAUAUCUGGCAGUCUGCUAGCUGCGGUGACUCUGGUGGUGCCCUUGAUGCAACUAGUCUCCACACUUCUCAGGCAGUAG
Anopheles marshallii is the source of this 441-nucleotide messenger RNA. RefSeq names its product U-scoloptoxin(05)-Sm1a (gene bou). NCBI's taxonomy places the organism in Eukaryota, Metazoa, Arthropoda, Insecta, Diptera, Culicidae. Gene Ontology annotation, biological process: positive regulation of voltage-gated potassium channel activity; sleep; regulation of synaptic transmission, cholinergic. The record is from RefSeq and is a predicted model, not a curated record. Bases 1 to 441 code for a protein of 146 amino acids. The transcript has 3 exons.